Helobdella robusta is the source of this 1431-nucleotide messenger RNA. RefSeq lists its product as hypothetical. The record is from RefSeq and is a predicted model, not a curated record. The coding region runs from base 1 to 1431 and encodes 476 amino acids. The transcript has 7 exons. Lineage: Eukaryota; Metazoa; Annelida; Clitellata; Rhynchobdellida; Glossiphoniidae.
AUGGCCCAAAGGUUCGUGCCCUCGUAUCUCCAUUCAUCCCCAUCAUCAUCAUCUGGCUGGUACGUGCCCCAAUUUCAUGGUGGAAACAACUUCGGGUGUAAAUUUCUCGACCCUGUCCAGCUACCAGCUAUUCAUCUGCCGACUACAAUUCUCCAGCCAGCUACGACUCAGCUGCUAGAAACUGCUAAUCAGCAGUCAAUUCAGCAACAAGCUGUGCCGAAGGUUGCAUUAGAGCAUGGACAAGCUGAUAAUGUUAAUCAAGCACAGGUUCAGAAAGUUGGUAGUGGUGAAGGUGUGGCUAGUGUGGCCGCUACACACGUAGAUAAAGUAGCCGCUCCGAAGGCCCAGCCAAUCAAGAAGUACAAGUACUCUGGCAUGGUGUUGGCCACACUGGCCUCAGCCACCAUUUCUCUCGGCGUCUCUAACACCGUCGUAACCGCCCUGACAGUUAUGACCUCAUCCGGAAGCGUCGGCUGCUUUGGAACCGGAAACAGUAAGUACGACACCCUCGGACCUCGGAAUGACGUCAUGAAAGCCCUUGAUUGGUCGUGGGUGACCGUUGGCCUCUGGGCAUCUAUACUGAUUUUUGUUACCGGGAAUUUGGCGGGCGGCCUCACUCAGACGUCAUCGCAAAGAGCCAAAGCCCUUACAACCUUAGGCUUGCUGUCACUGGUCUUAUUGAUACCAUUAACAUUUAUCCUGGCUGUUCUGGAUGCAGUUUUGUCAGCUGAUUGCAUGGCGACCAAUGUGACAAAAUUCGUAACGCCGAUCAUCAUCGUCUUCAUCUCUGCUCUGGAGUUUGGCGUCCUGGCAUACAUCGUAAUCAGUCUCCGCAGACAGACGAUGACCACCAAACAACCCUUAUCAUUAUACUCAUCGGCACAAAGUGAGCAGCAAAUUCAACGCCAGCAGCCAGCUAUUUCUACCAAUAAUGGCUACUAUCCAUCACAGCUGGACAGCUCUUCUAGCUCUGCACCGGUUUCAGCUAAGCGCCGAAAAUCAGCCAAAACUCCAAAUAUUACCGUCAUCAACCUUCCGGCAAAUAGUAGCGGGCCUCAGGCUCCCAACUUCAUUCCAAUUCCAUAUCCGCAACAAUCCCAGCCUCAAAAUCGCUUCCUGCAGCCAAUGUUCUACCCCGCGAACAAACCAAACAUACAGCGUCGCUACCAGCCGAACUCAGCCUUCCAGCCCCGUAGAACCCAGUACCAACUUCCAUCCAGGUGGUAUCCAGGUGGUGGAGCCGGUGGAGCCGGAAUGAACAGCAGGGUCGUUCCAGGUGCAGUCCCGUUUUUUAAUUCCAGACGUCCUGCCAGCACCAACAACAACAUGAUGGGGGUGGAUAGACCCCUGCAGUACGGGGCGGUCAGAGUGGGAGGGGUCGCUCCCUGGAUCAGACCUGCUGAUUGCGGAAUGUACGGAAAUGAAUGGUGA